Molecule: messenger RNA, 366 nt
Organism: Ipomoea nil (Japanese morning glory)
Lineage: Eukaryota; Viridiplantae; Streptophyta; Magnoliopsida; Solanales; Convolvulaceae
Product: protein FAR1-RELATED SEQUENCE 5-like
Exons: 1
Coding region: 1-366 (121 amino acids)
Source: RefSeq, a predicted model, not a curated record
AUGGCUACUUUCCAUGAUAAAGACCAUAAUAUAGUCGAAAUUGAAGAUCAUGGUUGUGAAAUUACUACAGAAUUGAGUGAAAGCAAUCAUGAUGAAUUGGUGAAUAAUGGUGAAUUUAAUAUAGGUGAGAUCGAACAAAAUGCCAAUGCGGAUGCGAAGAGUGAUGUGAAUAAUGACGCAAUAGAGUUAUGUAUUGGAAUGGAGUUUCAAUCACUAGAUGAUGCUUUAAUGUGCUAUACUAAUUAUGCAAAAUAUGAAGGUCUUGGAAUUCGCAAAAGCCGCAUAGUAAAGUCUAGAAAGAAUCAAAUGGUUAUUGGACAAGAGUUUGUUUGUUCAAAGCAAGGUUACCGUGCAAAAAAUAUUUAG